GCUAUUUCAGACGUUCCCCAACCAUCAAACCAGCCCCCGUAUGAUCCUGAGCACCAUCAUUGAAAUUGGUAACACACCUUAUUUAUCAUUUCCGAAGUUUCUUUGCGCUUUUACACCUCCAAACAGUCAUUGAUGAUGGGUGCUACACAAUGGGCUCAAGAUUCCAUAAACCAGUUUUUUCAAGAUUGUGAAUCUCCAAACCAAGCGCAAUGCAAUGAAGUCGCCUUGUCUCACACCGGCGCUUCAUCCAUCCAGCCAGUGGGCAUCCAGAGCUCUUUAAGCUAUACCACUCUUUGCACAGGUGGCUAGACGGGUGAAGGGGGGCAGGUUGUAUCUUUUCGUCUUCCAGACUCUUGGCUUGAUAGCAAUACAGUUGAGCUUGCGAGAGAAAUCCAUGUCCAAUUGGUGCCUGAGGCAAGAUAUUGUAGUACAAUCGGAGAUCAACCACUCGCUAUUUUCAUUAUGCCUUAUUUACCCGGCAUUUCCUGCCUCGAGGCUCUUAGUUGUCAGGUUAUCAUGAAUACAGAUGAUGACAUUAAGCAUAUUAAAUUCAUGAGUAACCUAGCUAAGUUAGCAUUCCCUCUCAUCUCCAUGCAUGGACCGAUACUAAAAUUUAUAGCUUCUUCGCAAGAUGUUGGCGCAACUAACAAUCCAUCGAUUCCAAAGUGCUGGCCCAACACAAAGAUGCCAUGCUUCGUAGAUUGCCAAACCUCCGGCAGUCAUACACUGUGCUCUCAAGCUCAUUCAUAGCUCAGUUAGAGCUCAUCGUACCGAUUCUCUUCAGCCCAGACUACCCUCAAGCCCUUACGCACGGCGACCUCUCCGUGACUAAUAUUCUUGUCAAUGAGGAGACGUUUGAAAUUACGGCAAUAGUUGACUGGUCUCUAGCAACCGUUUUACCUUUUGGUAUUGAGCUGGACAUACUUCGCCUCACGACAGGCUAUAUGGACUCGGAGGGCUGGCACAAUUAUAGCUGUCCGAACAAGCUGACUGAAACUUUCUGGACCGAGUUCUAUGCUCUCUCCGGAGCUGGAGCAAGUCUACGUAUUCUUGCAGAAUUAGCAGCUAAGCUGGGCGCUGUUUUGCGGUAUGGAUUUCAGCGGCAUGCGAGUGGUGCGCCAACCGAGGUGGUUGCUGAAGAAACUUCAAGCUUUUUAAAAGGCUGGGCUGCAGAUUAUGCUCAUACUUGACCAAGGCAGCAAAGCACCAUUUUCUUAUCGUUUUUGGCACUCGUCAAUUACAAUCAUAGAGUACGCCAUGUCUCCUUUUUUGUUUGUUUGUUUGUUUGUUUGUUUAAUUGUUGGCCAUUAUCAGUGCAGGAAUAUGUAGGACGGCUAGGUGAUGGGGCUCUUAGCAGUUUUUAUGUGUGGCUAUGCUACCUGGGGAUACAGCAUACAGUUAAAUGAGGAAAU
Messenger RNA from Sclerotinia trifoliorum, 1412 nucleotides. NCBI's taxonomy places the organism in Eukaryota, Fungi, Ascomycota, Leotiomycetes, Helotiales, Sclerotiniaceae. The record is from the annotation of a GenBank genome assembly.